This is a messenger RNA of Eimeria mitis, 426 nucleotides long. RefSeq lists its product as uncharacterized. Lineage: Eukaryota; Apicomplexa; Conoidasida; Eucoccidiorida; Eimeriidae. The coding region runs from base 1 to 426 and encodes 141 amino acids. The transcript is spliced from 2 exons. The record is from RefSeq and is a predicted model, not a curated record.
AUGGAGCUGCUGAGUGCAGUAGAAGCAGCAGCACCAGGCUACUACACCACCCCCCUGAAGAACUGUCUCCUUGCUGCUGGUCUGUCUCCUCAGCUGCUUGACCCCAGCAGCAGCAGCAGCAGCAGCAGCAGCAGCAGCAGCAGCAGCAGCAGCAGCAGGAGUAGCGGUUUCGUGCUGCAGUGCACCCUUGAGGAAUUCCAGAUGCGGUCAUUCAAAUGCAGCAGCAGCAGCAGCAACAGCAGCAGCAGCAGCAGCAGCAGCAGCAGCGGAGAGACUACUGGCGGUGCUGCUGCUUCCCCUGUGAAGGGCCCCCAACAGCAGCAGCAGCAGCAGCAGCAGCAGCAGCAGCAGCAGCAGCAGGUGAGCUCGCUGCAGGAAGGGCCAAAAGAGACAAAAAAAAAACUGCUGAUUAUCUUUUUUUUAUAA